This is a messenger RNA of Trachemys scripta elegans, 3537 nucleotides long. Its product is annotated as sialic acid-binding Ig-like lectin 5. The record is from RefSeq and is a predicted model, not a curated record. Lineage: Eukaryota; Metazoa; Chordata; Testudines; Emydidae. The transcript is spliced from 13 exons. The coding region runs from base 266 to 3049 and encodes 927 amino acids.
CCCGACACUCACAGUCACUCCACCCCAGGCAGGUCUCCACAUGCACCCGGCUCUUCCCAUUAGAGUCGAGCUUCACUAGCUGUCCUAACCGGGCAUCUGCUGUUCCAGUGCGCUCUUCCCAGCCGCCACACCCCAGAGGCAGACGCAUCUCAGCUCCGGGUGAGCAACCGCUGGGCAGUGUUGCUGUGUGGCUGUUCCCCAGCUGCCCCACCCCAGAAGCGGCUGCCUCUCAGCUCGGGGUCUGUCCCAGUCCGACGCCCCAGCCAUGGGCAGAGCCCUGCUGCCACAGCAUGACACCGGGGAAAGGGAGCUCCCAGUUCAGGGCCCCCUCUGGAGAGCAGGGGGUCCUGCCAUGCUGAGGGUCCUGAUCCUCACCCUGCUGUGGAGGGGGUCCCUGUCCCUGGAGUCUAGUUAUUCCCUCAAGGUGCCACAGUCAGUGUCGGUGCAGGAAGGUCUCUGCGUUCUAGUCCCCUGCACCUUCACGUACCCAGCCUCUUUCGACACCGACAAUUCCUGGGCCCAGCUCUUCAGAAACUGGUACAAGGAUCAGGUUGAUGUGCACUGGGAUCUGCCUGUGGCCAGCAGUGACCCCAGCCGGGGGGUGUCGCAGGAGACCCAAGGCCGGUUCCAGCUGACGGGGGACCUGACACACGGAAACUGCUCCCUGCAAAUCAGUGAUGCCCAACGGAUGGAUGCAGGGAGAUAUUUCCUUAGAGUCGAGAAAGGAAACUUUAAAUACAGUUACCGCUCCAAUUACCAUUGCACUCACCCUACACUAGAGAUCUUGGUGCCAGAGCUGACGGAGGAGCCAGAGAUCCAGAUCACGCCGGCGUGGGGGCCACCAGGGACGCUGCUGGCUGGGGAGCCUGUGACUGUGACCUGCACAGCCCCCGGGCGAUGCUCCGGGACCCCUCCCCGAGUCACGUGGAUGGGGCCUUUCAGCGACACAGCCCGGAAUGUCUCAGCUCCACUGGCGAACGGCACCUGGACCCACAGCUCCGCACUCAGCUUCACGCCUGCCCCGGGGGACCACGGCAAAGAGCUCAUCUGCAACGUCACCUACAGCUCAGCACAGGGACCUUCCACCCGCAGAACCAUCCGGCUCCACAUUGGCUGUCUGUCCCAGCCGGACGCCCCAGCCAUGGGCAGAGUCCUGCCGCCACAGCAUAUUGCCAGGGAAUGGGAUCUCCCGGCUCAGGGUCCCCCAUGGAGAGUAGGGGAACCUUCCCCCACUGCGGCCACACUGAGGGUCCUGAUCCUCUCCCUGCUCUGGAGGGGGUCCCUGUCCCAGCAGCCCGGAUUUACCCUGACGGUGCCGCAGUCGGUGUCGGUGCAGGAGGGUCUCUGCGUUCUUGUCCCCUGCACCUUCACGUACCCAGCCUCGUAUGACACCUACAAUCCCCGGACCCAGCUCUACAGAUACUGGUACAAGGAUUCGGCUGUUGUGGGCCAGAAUCCACCUGUGGCCAGCAGUGACCCCAGCCGGUGGGUGUCGCAGGAAACCCGGGACCGGUUCCAGCUGGCGGAGAAUCCAGCACCCGGCGACUGCUCCCUGCAAAUCAGCGACGCCCGAUGGACAGAUGCAGGGAGAUAUUUCCUUAGAGUCGAGGGAAGAGUUAGCUACAAUUACCACACCAGUACCGAUCGCACUGACCUUACGCUCACGAUCUCCGUGACACAGCUGACAGAGAAGCCAGAGAUCCAGAUCUCGCCGACAUGGGGGCUGCCAGGGACGCUGCUGGCUGGGGAGCCAGUGACUGUGACCUGCACAGCCCCUGGGCGCUGUUCCGGGCCCCCUCCCCAAGUCACCAUUACAGGGCCGUUCAGGAACACAGCCCGGGACGCAUCAGCCCAGCUGGCGAACGGCACCUGGGCCCGCAGCUCCGAGCUCAGCUUCACACCCUCCCUGGGGGACCACGGCAAAAAGCUCAUCUGCAGCGUCACCUACAGGCAAAGAUGGGGACCUUCCACCAGCAGAACCAUCUGGCUCCAUGUCGGCUAUCCAGUGAGGACUCCGGAAAUCACCAUCUCCAGAGCUAACAGGAGCGACCCCCAGCUAUUCCAAGACCCCAGCACCGCAGUGGGGAACGGUUCACAGCUCACAGCCCGGGAGGGCGACUCCCUGCGGUUCCUCUGCUCCAUCGCCAGCAGCCCCCCUGCCACGCUGGUCUGGGUGAGGGGGGGCCAAGCCAUUGAGGGAGCCGGCCCCAUGGAGGGGAAUCAGCUGCGGCUGGAGCUGCCCAACGUGAAGGCCGAGGACAGGGGGCUGUACGGGUGCUUGGCCCAGAACAAGGAGAGUACUGCCCAGGGGACGUUCCAGCUGCUCGUCGAGUACAGCCCCCGGCCGGGGACCAGGCUGAACUCGUCCUGCCAGCGCCAGGGGCCCAGAAUCAGCUGCAGCUGCUCCCUGCGCUCCCACCCCCCACCCCGGCUCCAGUGGCAGGUGGACGGGAAGCCCGUGGCUGGGAACGGCUCAUGGGGGGCCCUGCAGGUCAGCUCCUGGUCCCAGGGGGAUGAGGCUGUCAGCACCCUGAGCUGGACGGGGAGCGGGGACAGGGGCCCCCAGAUCUUCUGCCUCGGUUUCAACCCCCACGGGACCUACGGUGCCCUGCACUUUGACUUCAGCCCCCCACGGAGAGGUGCGGAGAAGCCUGGCAAGCUGCUGGGCGUCGGGGUGGCCUGUGGGCUGGGGGUCGCUGUCGGCAUCUUCCUUCUCGGGCUCUGUGUGCACAAGCUGCGAGGCCGGGAGCUGUCACCCCCCAGCAGUGAGCUCAGGGAGAUGGCUAACGAGAGCCAGGCCGAGCACACAGCCGACAAGGCCAGCCUGAUCUACAGUAACGUCCCCACAAUCCCCAUGGAUCACAAGACUCCAGCUGCCCGCCAGACCAAAGACGUCCAGGAUGGGGCUGCAGCAGCCCAGGCCCCGCUAGGCCCCGGGGAGCCAGAUGAGCAGUAUUACGCCUCCAUCAACUUCUCCAAGCCGCAGCACAAAGGGGGGGAGCCUCCGGAGGCCCCGGACACGGAAUAUUCCGAGGUCCAGCGGAAAUAGCCCCUUAGCAACAUGGGCCUAGGCUGGGCAUCUCCAGCCCAUCCAGUGCUGUUGGGGGAUCACAGCGAGGGGGAAAGAGGGCAAAGGGUUGGCCCAGGACUGGACCCAGGACGUGGGAAACCUGGGUGCAACUCCCUGCUCUGCCCCGGACUCAGGGCAGAGUCAACUAGGCCUUGGAGAUUCUGGAGCGCUGCAUUGUGGGGAAGUAUCCCAGAGUCCUCUGCAGCCAGGUCCCAAAGCCUGCCCCCUCCCAAACCCCACUGCCCCCGGGGGAAAGAGCCUCUGACCUCUCAGCCACAGAGAGUCUCUCUUCUACCCUGCCUGAGUCCUCACCCCCUCCUUUCACAGAUGGACAGGACUUUCAAGCUUAGGGGCAGCAGCUGGCAGGAGCGGAGGGAUGGGCUUGUGUCUAAGGUGCUGGCCUCGUGCUCAGGCUUCCUGGGUUUUAGUCCCGGCUCCACUCAAAACACUGUAGAUUGUAGAACCAA